This is a messenger RNA of Onychostoma macrolepis, 3189 nucleotides long. It is a transcript of the gene glsl, whose product is annotated as glutaminase like. Bases 545 to 2518 code for a protein of 657 amino acids. The transcript is spliced from 21 exons. Gene Ontology annotation, molecular function: protein binding; glutaminase activity. Gene Ontology annotation, biological process: L-glutamine catabolic process. NCBI's taxonomy places the organism in Eukaryota, Metazoa, Chordata, Actinopteri, Cypriniformes, Cyprinidae. The record is from RefSeq and is a predicted model, not a curated record.
AUAAUAAUAAUAAUAAUAAUAAUAAUGUUGGUGAAUUUAAUUGUAUUGAUAUUUUUGUAGCUGUAGUAGUAGUAGUAGUAGUAGUAAUAAGAAGAAGAAAAAAAAGAAGAAAAUUAUUAGUAAUUUUAGUUGCAUUUUUAAAAAUGAAAUCGUUAUUAUUUACUAAAAUAAUUGUUUUAAAGAUAUUUUAAAUAAAUUAUUAUUAUUAGCAAUAGUGAUUGUAUUAUUAUUAUUAUUAUUAUUAUUACUAUUAACACCAGUAGUAGCAGUAGUUGUCUAGUAGCACUAGUAUUUUUUUUUUGGUUCUCAUUUUAUUUACAAGUUAUUCCUUUCCAGAAUAGAGAUCCCUCCUCCAAGAUGCAGUUAAGUUCCUCCUAUUUUCAUCCAGCUAAAAACUGGUUGUUCAAACUGAGACUGGCUCAAACACUUUGUCUCACUGUGUGCACAGCUGCCAAAGAAAAAAAAGACUCAUCUUUGUCUCCAGAUGCUAGACAAACACACCAUUUGGAUUUGUUAAAACGCCUAGUUAAAGGGAAGUUUCAUCAUGGAGAACAGCUUAAGCCAAGAAGCAGAGGAAAAUCCCUAUCUGUGUUUUCAGAGAACACCGUCUCUCAGACGUAAAUGGAGAAAGCGCUACGGAGGCCUAGACGGUAAUAAACUGCUGGAGCCAAAUAAGGAGGACGACACAAGAGAGAAUGGAGAGAUGACAGAUGCCCUCACCAACAGGAACGCAGACCCUGUGAAGUUUACUGCGUCUAAGGAAACAAAAGCUGCAGGGAACAUUCCACAACCUGUGCCAAGAAAUACCUUUCCAUCCCAGAGGCCAGUCAAUUACGUCUCUCCAGGCUCUACAGGCAUGCCAUCUUUUAUAAGCAACGGAGGCACAAAACGGACAAUACCAGAGCAGGACAAACUUUAUGCCAGCCAAGCCAGCCAAGCAUGGCAACACUUGGGCCGCCCCGAGAUGAAUCAAGGUCAUUUUAAGAAAAAAGUGGCUGCUGAUGUGCUUUUUGAUAGUUUUGCCUCUGGGGGAAGAGUCAACUGCAAUCAGUUUUUUGAGGCCCUGUGGAGCUCAGGAAUCAUCCGAACAGACCCACGGAUUAAAGACUGCUAUAGCCUGAUGCGGAAAUUACAGGAAGCAGAUGGAACUGUUGACAGGAGCACUUUUCACAGGUGCGUGACUGGCUUUGUGUCUUUCAUCCUGAAGGCAUUGCAGGGAAGAUUUGUCAUUCCAGAUUUCUCUACAUUCACAGAGGAAACACAAAAGCUGUUUAUUAAAUGCAAACAACUCUCCUCUGUGAAGGAGAAAGAAGAUGUAAGAGAGAGCGCCACAAAAUGGGGCAUUUCAAUUUGUACCGUGGAUGGACAGAGACUUUCCUUAGGAGACUGGGCUGAACCUUGCAUUCUGGGAGAGAUUUCUUGGCCUCUCAUAUACGGUCUAGCGGUGGACCAGCAAGGAUCUGACUAUGUGCACAGAUUUGUAGGGAUGGAUGAAUAUUCCAAAUACGAGUCUCUGUUUACCCUGACCAAGCAAGGUGUGCCUCAUAGUCCGCUGGUUGAGACAGGAGCCAUUAUCUGCACUUCUUUAUUGCAGCUGGCAACCAGACCAGUCACGGAUGAGGAAGAAAAGUAUGAGUCUGUUUUGAAUAUCAUCAGAAGACUGUGCAACAAGGAGCAUGCAAACCUAAACUGCACCAGUUAUCAAAACCUGCGAAAAGACAUCAUCCAUCUCCACGCGCUUUCAUUUUACUUGCAAGAGAAGAAAUGCUUUCCAGAAGGUGUGGGGAUCAAUUCUACCCUGGAUUUACUGUUACAGUGUUUAUCGACAGAAGUCACCUGCGAGUCUGGCGCUGCACUGGCUGCAACCCUAGCUAACGGGGGACUGUGCCCCCUGUCAGGUGACCAAGUGAUGUCACCCCACGCCGUCCGCAGCACGCUUUCCGUGAUGCAGGUGGCUGGAAUGAAUGAUUAUUCCAAAAUGUUUCAUUUCAAGACAUCUGUUCCUGCUAAGUCCAGUCAGUCUGGUGUCGUGUUGGUCGUGGUUCCUGGAGUUCUGGGACUCAUGUGCUGGUCUCCUGGACUGGACUGCAAUGGAAAUUCAUGGAGGGGUGUCCAUUUCUGUGAGGAGCUGGUUUCAACCUUCCAGCUGCACAGUUUUGACAUUAGGACACCAUUCAGACAGGUGCUGUGUUACAGACAGUGGAAAGUGGAGUCAGAGGGAUACCAAAUUAUGAAUGUACUUUUGGCUGCUUACAGAGGGGACAUAGUAUCUCUGCGCAGGUACCUUCUGUCAGGAGCAGAUGUGAAUGCUGUGGAUUAUGAUGGACGGUCAGCGCUGCACGUCGCUGCCUCUGAGGGCCGUCUGGAUGUCAUCAAGUUCCUGGUGGAGAACGCAGGUGCAAUCUGCACACUCAAGGACAGGUGGGGAAACACGGCCUUACAGGAGGCCAUGAGAUGCAAUCAAGACCCUGCCAUCCAGUUUCUGAAGAAAUACACAGAUUAUGAAGAGAGUUUAUGAUCAAAUACUAAUAACUCAUUGGUGUAUUAAUUUAGAUUUGAUAUUUACAUUCAAGAUACAAGUAGAUAUGGGUUAUAUUUAGAAUGAAGAGGAGGUUAUAAAGAGCAGCAAAGGCUUCUCUUGGAAAACAUUAGUUGUAUUCUGCUGGCAACAGUCCCAGACAACCACUCUCUGCUUAUUGAGAAUUACUGAAACCUUGUUUUCUCAAUAAAUACUUCAACAGCAUGUGUUUACUGAUUCAACACUCAAACAUUAUGAAUGAAUCUGCUCAAAUCCAAUGCUAUCUUAUUUUUGCUGUAGUUGUUGGGUAAACAACUGAAUGCAGUUGAAUUGUGUUUUCAGGACGAGGAUAUUUUAAUAAAUGUCAGAGCGGGGCAAGUUGUCACAUGUUUUAUCGAUGUUGAAAACGGUGUGGAUUUUUUUCAGGAUUCUUUGAUGAAUAGAAAGUUCAACAGCAUUGAAAUUAUAAAUGUCUUUACUGUCACUUUUGCAUCCUUUUUUGCACCCAAUUUAAUGCAUCCUUGCUGAUGGCUGCUUAAAAUUCAACUUUGCCAUUACAGGAAUAAAUUACAUUUUAAAAUAUAUUUGAAUAGAAAAUAUUUAUUUUAAACUGUAAAUUUCACAAUAUUUAACAGUUUCAGCUGUUUUUUUUAUUAAAUAAAUGCAACCUU